AGGGGCGGGGCCUCUGGUGGCGGUAGGGAACUGGAGGGGAGGCGGCAACUUUGUUUCAAGUUGGACAAAUUGACAAGAGCGAGAAAUACACUGCGUUCCAUCCCGACCUGGGGCCGCGGAGCUGGGCCCGGUUUUCCCCUCCUCCACCCCCCGAGAGUCGGGGCCCGCCUUUUGCAGGUUUCCCAGGCCCCCGCUCCAGGGCCGGGCUGACCCGACUCGCUAGCGCUUCAUGGAGAACUUCCAAAAAGUGGAAAAGAUCGGAGAGGGCACGUACGGAGUUGUGUACAAAGCCAAAAACAAGGUGACGGGAGAAGUGGUGGCGCUUAAAAAAAUCCGCCUGGACACGGGAUGCUGGGGUGGUGUCUCAUUGGGAAGAAAAGAAUGACUGAGCUGGGGGAAAAGGAGUGUUUGUAACCACAUUCCUAUCUCUGCUUUCUCCACCUCUCCAAGUGAGACAGAGGGUGUACCCAGUACUGCUAUACGAGAGAUUUCUCUGCUUAAGGAGCUUAACCACCCUAACAUUGUCAAGCUGCUGGAUGUCAUCCACACAGAAAACAAACUCUACCUAGUUUUUGAGUUUCUGCACCAGGAUCUGAAGAAAUUCAUGGAUGCCUCUGCUUUGACUGGCAUUCCUCUUCCCCUCAUCAAGAGCUAUCUGUUCCAGCUGCUCCAGGGCCUAGCCUUCUGCCAUUCUCAUCGGGUUCUGCACCGAGACCUCAAACCUCAGAAUCUGCUUAUCAACGCAGAGGGGGCCAUCAAGCUAGCAGACUUUGGACUAGCCAGAGCCUUUGGAGUACCUGUUCGUACUUACACCCAUGAGGUGGUGACCCUGUGGUACCGAGCACCUGAAAUCCUUCUGGGCUGCAAGUACUACUCCACAGCUGUAGAUAUCUGGAGCCUGGGCUGCAUCUUUGCUGAGAUGCACCUAGUGUGUACCCAGCACCAUGCUAGGUGCUGUGGGGAACACAGAAGAAAUGGAAGACACAGUCUCUGCCCGCUGUGCUCCUAUCUAGAAGUGGCUGCAUCACAAGGAGGGGGGAUGACCGCAGUGUCUACCCCACACCCCGUGACCCGCCGAGCCCUAUUUCCUGGAGAUUCCGAAAUCGACCAACUCUUCCGGAUCUUCCGGACUCUGGGGACCCCAGAUGAAGUGGUUUGGCCAGGAGUUACUUCUAUGCCUGAUUAUAAGCCGAGUUUCCCCAAGUGGGCCCGGCAAGAUUUUAGCAAAGUUGUUCCUCCCUUGGAUGAAGAUGGACGGAGCUUGCUGUCGCAAAUGCUGCACUACGACCCCAACAAGCGGAUUUCGGCAAAGGCAGCUCUGGCUCACCCUUUCUUCCAGGAUGUGACCAAGCCAGUGCCCCACCUUCGACUCUGAUGUCCUACCCCAGUCUCACCCUCUCCUCCAGUGGGGGCCUGAUCUGCCUUGGCCCUGGGCUAUUUGCCCUCUGAUCUUGUCUGGCUGCCUUAACACCUCCCCCUCUUAGCCAGCCAACUCUGAGGAUAUAAGGGGUGGAGAAGAGAAAUAGGUGAAAAUGAAAGGAAGCUUCAGUAUUAGAUGCACUUAAGUCCCUCCACCACCCUCUCCCCCUCUUCUUAGUCAUUGCUGAGGAGGGCUGGUAUUUAAAAAGAAAAGAAAAGACUGCCCUCCACAUAGGGCUUGCCAUCCCAAUCUCUGAAAGCCCUGAAAAUUAUUAUUUCCUGUGUUCGGGAUGACAGACACCCCAAGCCUCGCCUCGGCCACUGUGUUUAUAAGGUCAACUGAUAGCAGAGAACCUAAGUUGGGACUUUAGAAAACCAAGCAAAACAAAACAGAGGGAGGGGCCUGUUUUAAAGAUUUAGGUUACAAAAUAGAUCCAACCAGUUUAUACCCUAAUUUUAGUGUUUCAUCUCACCUAACAGUCUGGGAGACUCAAGACUCCCAGUCUCUGCAGUCUUGAUGAGACUGCAGUAGAAACAAUUGCCCCUAGUCCCUCUAUCUGUCCCAACUAUGGGCAAGAGGUAUCUGGGAGGCUCUAGGACAGGGAUUGUACUUCACCGUGGCCUUAUGGGGCAAGUAAAAGUUGUCUGAAUUUUUCUCUUCCUUUUAAGACUCUUGGUUCUUCACAUGCCAGGUCCCAUCUUCCUCUGAAGGCUACCCCCAUAGGAGUGGAAGUUAGGGUUUAGACAUCAUUUUGAAAAUGCUGACACUUUUUUAGGGCUGUGACUGAGUGAGGGCAUUGGGAAAUUUUUUUUCUUUAAAAGAAGGAUGAACAAUUAUAUUUAUAUUUCAGGUUAUAGUGUUUUUUAAGUGGGAAUGGGUGGAUUUGUUGCCAUGUGCACCUUGGGGUUUUGUAAUGCAAAUGUUUUAAAAAAAGUAUUUUUUUUUCUUUUUUUGAUGUUUGUCUCCCUUCUCCCACCUCUUGUCUUCGAGUGUUCAUGCUAUUAACAUUAUUUGUAAUUUAGUUUGUGAUUCAUUAAAAACAAAAGUUCCUAGUUUUA
Messenger RNA from Felis catus (domestic cat), 2478 nucleotides. It is a transcript of the gene CDK2, whose product is annotated as cyclin dependent kinase 2. Gene Ontology annotation, cellular component: cyclin-dependent protein kinase holoenzyme complex; nucleus; cytoplasm. The record is from RefSeq and is a predicted model, not a curated record. Gene Ontology annotation, molecular function: cyclin binding; cyclin-dependent protein serine/threonine kinase activity; ATP binding. Gene Ontology annotation, biological process: G1/S transition of mitotic cell cycle; regulation of G2/M transition of mitotic cell cycle; regulation of gene expression. NCBI's taxonomy places the organism in Eukaryota, Metazoa, Chordata, Mammalia, Carnivora, Felidae. Bases 605 to 1375 code for a protein of 256 amino acids. The transcript is spliced from 8 exons.